AUGGGUAUGCUGUUGCUUGUGCUGCUUCUGGGUCUGCUGAUCUUUCACCUAGGACUCUGCGUGUGGGCCAUCUUUAAGCAUUUCCUCACCACAGAUAUUCCCUCUGCCAUGCAACAUCAAGUGAAGAUGAGAGUUCUGCACUGCAUAAUGCUAUAUGUGAUCAGUUUGGGAAACAUACUGGAAAAGAUGAGAAUUUGUUCUUUUCCCAGAUUUGUCCGGUUUACACAAGCCAUAAUAUUCACAAAGAAGAAGGACCCUAAAGUGGUGGUGACCGACCUGCACUUUGGAACAAUCCCUGUGAGGCUGUUCCAGCCCAAGACAGUGUCCUGCAGCCCCCGUCGAGGCAUCAUCUUCUACCAUGGAGGAGGUGGAAUGUUGGGCGGGCUGGAUUGUUACCACAACGUCUGUGCUUUCCUAGCUCGGGAAACGGACUCAGUGCUGCUGUGUGUGGGGUACCGGAAGCUUCCAGACUAUCAUUACCCUAUCGUUACCAGUGACUGUCUGAAUGCCUCUAUCCACUUCCUGAAGAGACUGAACACGUAUGACGUGGACCAUUCCCGGGUUGUGCUCUGUGGGGAUAGUAUUGGAGGAGUGGUUGUAGCCCAAGUCACCCAGGCCUUGGUGGGGCAAGAAGAUCUUGCGCAGAUCCGGGCUCAAGUUAUGAUUUAUCCAAUUAUCCAAGGCAUCAAUUUCCAGUUACCAUCCUCUCAGCAGAAGAAAAGUGUUCCAUUUUUCACCUGGGACUUACUGUUAAUGUUCGUUUGCAGAUAUAUGGCCAUUGACCUUUACUGGCGAGAUGCUAUGCUGAAAGGAACUUUCAUACCCCCAGAAACUUGGAUGAAGUACAAGAAAUGGCUUAGCGCUGACAACAUCCCCGAGAAUUUCAAGAACAAAUAUCAGGAACCCCAGUUUCCCGGGCCUUUUAAUGAGGCUGAGCUGGAAGCUGGCCAAAGUCCACAUACUGUGGAAGCCUCCUGA
Molecule: messenger RNA, 978 nt
Organism: Chinchilla lanigera (long-tailed chinchilla)
Lineage: Eukaryota; Metazoa; Chordata; Mammalia; Rodentia; Chinchillidae
Product: arylacetamide deacetylase-like 4
Exons: 5
Coding region: 1-978 (325 amino acids)
Molecular function (GO): hydrolase activity
Source: RefSeq, a predicted model, not a curated record